AUGGCUGAUCCGACCUGUAGCCACUGGCUUUGGGUAUCUGGUGGAAAGAAUCCAUCGAUUCGCCAGUCUGGAAGAUUGAAACAAAUUACGUCUGCACUUGAUUCGCAGGCUCCGUGUCCGAGCAUGAAUAUCCUGAUCGGUAGUCGUCAGCCGAUGGACUUGAUCACGAAGCCAAAGCGCAAUCCCGGGUCGCUCUGUCUAGACCUAAGCUCAGGAACUGCAGAUUGUGAACCCCUACUACUCGCCAGUGCAGCUCUGCCCUCACCUGGCUCAACGAAGAGGUUUCGAUGUUGCCCGUCAAAGAAAGAGACCUUGCUGAGAAGCAACAUCUCCGAUAUUGAUGCACAAACGUUCGUGUACUCUCGUCUACUAUAUCCCUUUGUCGAUGUUUUCUGUUUGUAUUCGUAUGGUCUAUCAGACCUAACAAAGAUCUCGCGCUGGAUCGCUACCUGGCCAUCACAGGAACAUACGAUUUGGAAGCCCUCCCUCUUAGUUAUCCUUGACGGAAGGCAUGAGCAGCAGUCAGAUGCUGCAACUAUCGCGGAACGGGUAUGCGCAUCAACGGUGAAGACUAUUGCCUCCAGAGCAUUGGAUUCUUACUUUUUUGAAGCAGCUUUCGUUCGAAGUCCUGGCGGAAGCUUAUCUUCUACAAAUCACACUUAUCUGCACCGGCACAUUUCUUCCGCUCGCCAAAGACGUCAAGACGCGGGCUUAUUGUUCUCCGUGGAGCACUUUGACACGCUUUUCGACAGGGCAUUCGAGUCAGCAUCGAUUUUGCACGAACAACUUUUUGAUCCCGUUCUCUCUUCUCGGCGAGAUUUCCCAGUCUCGACCCAGUUGGCGGACAAUCUCGUUCAUUUUACUGAUCAGGUACACCUGGCAAAGGACCUCCUCUCAUUUGCGUCGCCUAUCAUUGCUUCAAGCUUGCUGCUCGAUCAGUACAUGCCCGAUAUGCACCUGUUCAACCCCAAGGAUGUUUUCAAUCGUUUGUAUCGGGAUGCCUGUACACGCGCUUGCAAUCAGACAGCCAUGAAAGACCGUAAUGAUGGCUUUCUACUUCCAAGCAGUCUCCUCAGCUCGAUCUCAAGCAAUUUGAUCGGCCUAUUCGGCCGUCUCAAGGAAGGUGAAAGAGCAGUAUCAGUGCAUCGAUCGACCCUAGCCAUCCACGUAGAACGCUGGCCAGACGUGAAGAUCAAGAAUAUUUGUUUAUCCUGCCUAGUACAAGUUCCACAGCACAAGCUAUGGUGUGGUCACUGGGUAUGUGAGAACUGUCUGCAGGUCUUUGGAACAUCCAAUGCAGCUGACCCAUUUCUCUUCACCCUGCCUCAUUGCUUGCUCGAUGGACAACCUGUGAACUUGGUCGUGCGUAUUCGGCCGCCUACAGCUGGUCAGUCCAUUAUCUGCAUUGAUGGAGGAGGUGUACGGGGUAUCAUUCCUCCAGCUAUCUUGAACAAGAUCCAAGAGCAACUUGAUCUCCCCAUACCGGUACAGGAGUUCUUUACGAUGGCGUACGGUGUCAGUGCUGGUGCACUGAUCGUACUUGCUAUGUUCGCUGACGGCUGGUCCGUCGAACGUUGCGCUAUUGAAUUUGAGCAGCUUGCGAGAAUGGCUUUCCGUCCUAAUCUGCUUCCACCAUUGCCAGGGGCGAACUGGAUUCGAUCAAUUCUGCUGGACUCAAUGUAUGCAGAGAGCAAUAUCGAGACACCCCUCAAAACGGCGUUUGGUGAUGGGGUGUUGACCGAAACCCCCUAUGCCAAAAGAGUAGGGUCCAAAAUUGGUGUGCUAACUGCGACAGUAGUCCGACCCUCACUCUGCCUUUUUACCAACUACAACGGUACUGGUAGAGAGAGGAAUGGUCAUCUGGUGCUUAGGGAAGCUGACAAUGUGAAAACUUGGGAAAUCGGACGGAUUGGCACCGCUGCCCCCUUGUACUUCCCGGCCAAAUAUCUUGCUGGACUGGGAACGUUCCAAGAUGCUGGAGUCUUGGCGAAUAAUCCUAUCGUCGUUGCAUUGGCCGAGUUUGCUGCAAUGAAUGAAAAUACACAGCCUGAUAUUUUGUUGAAUAUAGGCACUGGAACUUUACCGAAAGAUACGCUCAAAGAUCAACGGCCGAGGUUCGUCAAAGACAGCUGGCUUAUUCGACUGAAGCGAGCAUACAUGUCACUCAUGCAGGGAAAGAAGAAUUGGGAUGAUGCUGCAAAUACCAGUAAUUCGAUGGGGGGUGGCGGUGGUCGGUAUAGGCUGGACCUCACUCUCACUCAACUUCCCUCCCUUGACGAUAUUGCAUCGAUGCCCCGACUGACUUCUUUGGUAAGUUCCGAUGCCACAAUGCUCCGAGUCAUACCCAAUAUCGCGCAUCAUCUGUUUGCCACUCUUUUCUACUUCGAGCUAGAUACCUUGCCUCAGACUUCGGGAUCUAGCCUCGAGUUAAGUGGACAAAUACUAUGUAUUCGAAAGGGACAGGAUCGAGCGUUGCCAGAGAUCACUAAGCGGCUGCGCAAGUCAACCGUAUACGUCAAUGGAAAGUCAGUGCUCCCUGUACUGGAGAUAGAUGAGCAUGGUAACAUUCAAUUAGCCGUCAGUUGUAUAGCUGGCCAUUCUAUUUCCAUCGAACUACAGCAAGAGGGGAGUAAGCAGGCCUUCCCACUCAGCGGCUCACCGUAUAAUCUCUCAAAGCUCAUCGCCAGCACUUCGGCAACUGCUGUUUUUGGGACAAGAACACAUAAGAAAAGAAAGCGAGAAGUAGCAUGCAGCCGUCCUUCAAAGCGUAGAAAGCGUUGCGGAGUUUGCUUUUUGUCUUGA
Molecule: messenger RNA, 2802 nt
Organism: Fusarium mangiferae
Lineage: Eukaryota; Fungi; Ascomycota; Sordariomycetes; Hypocreales; Nectriaceae
Exons: 5
Coding region: 1-2802 (933 amino acids)
Biological process (GO): arachidonate metabolic process
Cellular component (GO): membrane
Source: RefSeq, a predicted model, not a curated record